Messenger RNA from Talaromyces stipitatus ATCC 10500, 1716 nucleotides. RefSeq names its product efflux pump antibiotic resistance protein, putative. The record is from RefSeq and is a predicted model, not a curated record. NCBI's taxonomy places the organism in Eukaryota, Fungi, Ascomycota, Eurotiomycetes, Eurotiales, Trichocomaceae. Gene Ontology annotation, biological process: transmembrane transport. The transcript has 4 exons. The coding region runs from base 1 to 1716 and encodes 571 amino acids. Gene Ontology annotation, molecular function: transmembrane transporter activity.
AUGUCGAUAGAGACGGAGACCGAGACAACGACAACGUCCAAGGCGGAAGUCGAUGCGGGCCAGUUUUCGACCGCUUCAAUCAGUAACGGCGACAAUCAAGUUAUGGAGAAGAACGAUACCAUUGCAGCCUUUGAUGGCGAAGAAAAAACAGAGUUCUUUUACCUGGAGGGCUGGAGACUGUGGGCUAUCAUGGGCACUCUCUAUCUGAACACUCUGCUCGCAGCAUUGGACGUCGGUAUCAUCGCUACGGCAAUCCCUGCCAUCACAGAUGAAUUCCUCCAAUUGAAUUAUGUUGGGUGGUAUGGAGGCACCAUUUUCCUCACGCUCAGCACUGCCUCGCCGGUAUGGGGUAAACUGUACAAAUAUGUCUCAGCGCGAUACGUCUAUCUUGUCUCCAUCGUGAUCUUUCUGGUGGGCAGCAUUGUAGCGGCAACCGCAAAGAGCAGUAUUCCCUUUAUCAUCGCCCGUGCCCUUCAAGGCUUAGGAUGUUCCGGCAGCAUAGGCGGUUCUGUUCUCAUGAUCAACUAUGUGGCACAUCCCGCGAAGCAACCAAUGCUGAUUGGUCUUUGGGCAACUGUUUAUAUGAUCUCAACCAUUAUCGGUCCAUUGAUUGGCGGCGCAUUCACCUCCCAUGUUACAUGGCGAUGGUGUUUCUGGAUCAAUCUGCCAGUUGGAGGUCCAGUUCUCGUUGCUGUGAUCCUCUUCUUCCACGUGCCAAAGCACGUAAAGUACUCGAAGGCCACGUGGAAGGAAAUUAUCCUACAGCUUGAUCUUCCGGGCUUUGCCUUUAUCUUCACUUCGCUUGUUUGCUACACCAUUGCUUUGCAAUGGGGUGGUUUGACUAAGCCGUGGAGUGAUGGAAAUGUCAUCGCUACAUUGGUCAUGUGGGUCGUCCUGACAAUUGGUUUCUUCGUUGUCGAGUAUUUCCAAGGCGAGCGUGCUAUGAUGCCACUACGACUGCUGAAGACUCGUUUGCAAUGGACUAACACCUUGUAUGCCAUGAUGGUCAACUGUGCAGAAUUUCAGGUUUUGUUUUAUCUGCCCAUCUAUUUCCAGUCUGUCCACGGUCAGUCCGCUAUUGCGAGUGGCGUCAAUACCCUUCCAUUUAUAGCCUUCUUUGCCUUGGGGUCGAUGAUGAGUGGUGGUAUCAUCGGAAAGACGCGCAUCUUUCAACCUUUCUUGUUAGCUGGUGGAUUACUAGCCACUGUUGGCGCGGCUUUACUUUACACUGUUGAACUCAAAUCUUCCAAGGCUCGGUAUCUUGGUUCCCAGGUUAUUUUUGGCUUUGGCAUUGGUCUUGGUUGCCAGGUUCCAUUGAUGGCGCUCCAAAGCUUUACUAGCCCUGAGGACGUUGCGUCCGUUACGGGUAUCAUAGUUAUGAUGAAUUCUCUUAGCGGUGGAUAUUUUGUUACAGCAGCCGAAUCCGUUUUCGACAAUCGUCUCCUUGAAUCACUUGCUGUUAGUGCACCUAGUAUUAAUCCAGGCCUGGUCCUGGCCACAGGUGCAACUCAGCUUCGUGGGGUCUUUAAAGGCCAAGAUCUAACCGCCAUACUAGCAGGCUACAUGGCUGGGGUAAAAGACGUGUUCGCCUGGUCCUUGGCCGGUGCAGCAUUCACUGCAGUCUUGGCUCUUGUGGUUCCUUUUAAGAAGAUGCCUCCCGUUGAAGACGCAUCUGCUAAAGAGAAAAGCGAAGAUGAGAAGGAGGAGACUGUUUAG